Messenger RNA from Closterium sp. NIES-65, 723 nucleotides. The record is from the annotation of a GenBank genome assembly. NCBI's taxonomy places the organism in Eukaryota, Viridiplantae, Streptophyta, Zygnematophyceae, Desmidiales, Closteriaceae.
AUGGAACCAACACCCCAACACCCAUUCCGCCAUCAUGAGGGCCCCGACCAGGAGAACGGCAUCGUACCCGAUGAACAUCCUUACAAACCAGCCAUGGAUGCACUCAAGCAACGCACCGUUACCAUUGGGACCCACAUGAAGAUACCCAUGGCCCUCAUGCGAUGCGGUCUGACAGCUCUCAGCGGUGGAAACCAGCUGGCAAGCACGAACGAUGUGUUGCAUGUGCUGGUAUCGGAAGCCAGUGAGGCAGUUGCGAAGAUGCUGGCAGCCGCUGCCACAGCAGGGGAGCAUGGGACCAUGGGUGCAGGGGAGCAUGGGACCAUGGGUGCAGGGGAGCAUGGGACCAUGGGUGCAGGUCUGCAUGGGACCAUGGGUGCAGGGGAGCAUGGGAACAUGGGUGCAGGGGAGCAUGGGACCAUGGGUGCAGGGGAGCAUGGGACCAUGGGUGCAGGUCUGCAUAAGACCAUGGGUGCAGGGGAGCAUGGGACCAUGGGUGCAGGGGAGCAUGGGACCAUGGGUGCAGGUCUGCAUGGGACCAUGGGUGCAGGGGAGCAUGGGACCAUGGGUGCAGGGGAGCAUGGGACCAUGGGUGCAGGUCUGCAUGGGACCAUGGGUGUAGGGGAGCAUGGGACCAUGGGUGAAGGGGAGCAUGGGACCAUGGGUGCAGGGGAGCAUGGGACCAUGGGUGCAGGUCUGCAUGGGACAGUCCUACAAUGGGAGUGA